Messenger RNA from Ctenopharyngodon idella (grass carp), 2468 nucleotides. RefSeq names its product ornithine decarboxylase 1 (gene odc1). The transcript has 11 exons. Gene Ontology annotation, cellular component: cytoplasm. The record is from RefSeq and is a predicted model, not a curated record. Gene Ontology annotation, molecular function: ornithine decarboxylase activity. The coding region runs from base 321 to 1703 and encodes 460 amino acids. Lineage: Eukaryota; Metazoa; Chordata; Actinopteri; Cypriniformes; Xenocyprididae.
CCAUGUCACUAUAUAUAGGGCUGAGAUAGAGUGCCGGCUUUUACUCCGACAGUGCGCCAGUAGAUCACCACAUCCGUUUGUGUGCAAGGAGAACAACGUUUUUUAUUUCCAGCUGUCUGAACUAAUGGGAAAACUCUUUGUAAAUGCGUUUUAAGAAUUCUUGCUUGAGAGAAGUACACACUGGCCCUGGCCUUGAGGCUUAUCUGAAAGGAUUCAACUUCACUGGUGAACCUCCGUGGCUGUCUGACGUCUGUUAGCCACCUUAUAAUUCCAUCUCUUCCAUUCAUCUGUUUUUUGCUAUCAACUCUUGAACAAACACAAUGACCACUUUGACUGGAUCAGACUUUGACUUCACCUUCCUGGAGGAGGGAUUCUGUGCACGUGAUAUCGUGGAACAGAAGAUCAACGAGUCAUCCUUAUCAGAUGACAAAGAUGCCUUUUACGUGGCUGACCUGGGUGACGUCCUGAAGAAGCACCUCCGUUGGUUGCGCGUUUUACCCCGCAUCACACCGUUCUAUGCAGUGAAGUGCAACGACAGCAGGGCUGUCGUCACGACGCUGGCGUCUCUGGGAGCUGGAUUCGACUGUGCGAGCAAGACGGAGAUCCAGAUCGUGCAGUCUGUGGGUGUGGAUCCCAGCAGGAUCAUCUAUGCCAACCCCUGCAAGCAGGUGUCUCAGAUCAAAUACGCCUCUACUCACGGAGUGCAGAUGAUGACAUUUGACAGUGACGUGGAGCUCAUGAAGGUGGCCCGAUGCCAUGAUAGUGCCAAACUGGUUCUCCGUAUCGCCACUGACGACUCCAAGGCCGUGUGCAGGUUAAGUGUGAAGUUUGGUGCCACAUUAAAGAGCAGCCGUCUGUUGCUGGAGAGGGCGAAGGAUCUUGGGCUGGAUGUGAUUGGAGUCAGUUUCCAUGUGGGCAGCGGUUGCACUGAUCCUGAGACAUACAGCCAGGCAAUCUCAGACGCACGCUAUGUUUUUGACAUGGGGGCGGAGCUGGGAUAUAACAUGACCCUGCUUGAUAUUGGCGGAGGCUUUCCAGGCUCAGAUGACACCAAACUGAAAUUUGAAGAGAUCGCUGCUGUGAUUAACCCUGCACUGGAUAAAUACUUCCCUGCUGACUCUGGCGUGAGGAUAAUUGCCGAACCUGGCCGCUAUUAUGUGGCGUCUGCAUACACGCUGGCAGUCAACAUCAUUGCCAAAAAGGUCAUCAUGAAGGAGCAAUCUGGUUCUGAUGAAGAAGAGGAUGGGACCAAUGACAGAACCUUGAUGUACUACGUGAAUGAUGGCGUUUAUGGUUCCUUCAACUGCAUUCUGUACGACCAUGCGCAUGUCUUGCCCACUUUGCACAAGAAACCCAAGCCUGAUGAGCGCAUGUACCCAUGCAGUAUUUGGGGCCCGACCUGUGAUGGGCUCGACCGCAUUGUGGAGCAAUGCAGCCUGCCUGACAUGCAGGUGGGCGACUGGCUGCUUUUCGAGAACAUGGGUGCCUACACUGUAGCUGCGUCCUCCACCUUCAAUGGCUUCCAGAAACCUGAUAUUUAUUACAUCAUGUCCCGAACAGCCUGGCAAUGCAUGCAGCAGAUCCGUGCCCAGGGGAUUCCACUUCCUGCUGAGGAGCAAUGCACUGGAAACAUGCCAUCACACUGCGGACGCGAGAGCACCUUGGACGUGCCAGCCAAGCCAUGCCCUACUCAAGUGUUGUAACGCUCUUCGAUGCUGACUACCACAGCUAGAACCAGUUCUCAUUCAGACAGAGUUUAUCAUGUAGUUUACACACAAACCCUGUCUUGGUCCAUCAUAUUCAAAUUUGUGCAAUUCAGUAACUUCAAUUAACUAUUCUAAAUGCAGCUCUUUUGCCGCUUGUUUGUAAAAAUUGCAAACGUUCAGAUCUGAAAGACGCACAGUUUGUCUGACAGUCCUGUGGCUGUCUUUUUUUCUUUUUUUACUCAUUUUUUUUUUUUUAUAUAUAUAUAUAUAUAUAUAUACUUGUAAUUUGAGGCCAGAUACUUGAGUGGAGGAUACAAAGGAGGUUUAAAUGUAUGUCUGAUUUUCUGUGUUGGAGGAAGGUCUAUUCCUGAACUGAUUCCCCCUCUUAAACAUCCAAAUGGAAGACAUGCUACUUUCCAUGGAGGAGCAUUAAGAGAUUGUUGGGAGAACAUUUCAUGAAAUGGCUGCUGUUCAGUCUAAUUUGAAACGGAGAUCUCACCCUUCACAAAGACACAUACAGAUUUACUCCUCCUCCUCAGUGACCAUUUCACUUUUUUACUUGAUUAGUAACUUAAUAUUAAUAUUAUUGACCAGAAAUAUGUAUUAUUGACCUGAAAUGUAUGCCACUGAUGCAUUUGAAGUGGAAAUGAAAGAGAUGGGAUUGCAUUUAUUAUUGCUUUCCUAUGGAAACUUUUUUUUUUUUUUUCUUUUUUUUUUUAAGUUUUGUAUUUUUAUAUAAAUAAAGGUAGCUGUAAAAAUGUU